UGUAAGGACUGGCUGGAGAUCUAUGAUGUGUUCCAUGAAGGCGCUGAAGAACGUCUUGCAUUACGAGAACGCUACUGCUCGGACACUUUUCCCGGCCCAACGGUGUCCGCUUUUGGCGCUCAUUCGAUGCGUGUCAUCUUCAGUUCGGACUCGACCGGUACUGGGAACGGCUUCAAGGCCCUCUACGAGAUUCGGCCGGCUGCUAAAGAGGACAUUCCCACACACGAAACGAAAGAACCAAAAGGUGAAGGAGCGUAUCGAUGUGGACGACGGAUUAGAGCCAGUGCUACAACUCCUACUGGUUAUGUAAUGUCACCCAAUUACCCUAUCAAGUAUAAUAAGGACGUGCAUUGUGAUUGGGAAAUAGCAGCCAGGGAUGGGCAUAAGAUUCUUCUUACAAUGGUAAAGAUGGAAAUUGAAGGGGAAAUGUCCGCCACCACUGCUAGCUGUCAGAAGGCGGUCAUUCGGGUAUCCGGAGCGCCUCGACCAGAGUACUGCGGUACGGAUCAAGGAGUAUUCACCCCAUUGGUCACCAAAAACAACUCGGUUCGAAUCAGCUUUUUGACCAGUCCCGACAAGGUAAACGGAUUGAAGGGAUUCAAUAUGAGCUGGACUGAAGUGCGUGAAGUGAACGAAAUGAGCGAGUGUUCGUCUUCGUCUGAGUAUAUGUGCACUUACUCUAAACUAUGCAUUAGUUCCAUGUUACGGUGCAAUGGUGACGCGAACUGUGGACAUCAGGACGACACCGAUGAAACCCAUUGUAGGUGCAAGAGUGCAAUCAUCGUCCAUGUCCGGCUCAUUGUCGAUGUUGUUUAUCAGCUCGACCACAACCGUCGUUGUGUCUCAGCUGCUGAACAUCUCACCGCUUCUGAUUGCUGUGUGGAAUCCGAUCUGAUUCAUCUAUACGCACUGACGAAACGAUCCAAUGUUCACUUUUCAUUGGAGAGCUCCCAGUUCAACUUGAUUUUGCGGCUAUGGGCUGUUUCUUGUUGCAUUAACGAAGAGAAUGAGCAAUGGUUCUGUUCAGGUGCAAGAAAGGAGAGCAGCACCGAUAAGACAAUUGUUAUUGCGGGUGUGUUCUGUGGCGGUACAUUCCUAUUCAUCUGUAUGUUUUUCUGUUAUCUCUUCAAAUCGAAGCUGGAGCGUAAAAAGAAGCGACAACGCAGUCAUAGUUCAAGACAUCGUCAGCGACAACCGUUCCGAUCACAAAAACCCGUCGGAAAGUCGCUCAAUGACUCUGAAUUGCCUUCACCAGCGACAUCCCGUUUCGUCCACCACGACGCCACUGGUAUCAUGCCACCGAUCACCCUUCACACACUGGUCGACCAAGAGCAGACAUUCUAUGGAUAA
This is a messenger RNA of Ostertagia ostertagi, 1350 nucleotides long. NCBI's taxonomy places the organism in Eukaryota, Metazoa, Nematoda, Chromadorea, Rhabditida, Trichostrongylidae. The record is from the annotation of a GenBank genome assembly.